Molecule: messenger RNA, 716 nt
Organism: Cannabis sativa
Lineage: Eukaryota; Viridiplantae; Streptophyta; Magnoliopsida; Rosales; Cannabaceae
Exons: 3
Coding region: 157-420 (87 amino acids)
Biological process (GO): post-translational protein targeting to membrane, translocation; SRP-dependent cotranslational protein targeting to membrane, translocation
Cellular component (GO): membrane; Sec61 translocon complex
Molecular function (GO): ribosome binding; signal sequence receptor activity; transmembrane protein transporter activity
Source: RefSeq, a predicted model, not a curated record
AUAAAAACUCUCUAAAUAUUGAAAAACACUCUCUCUCUAGGUUUUCUCGCUCGACCCUCUCUCUCUCAAAUCUCUCAAAUCUCUGCAGCUGCAGGCGUCAGCGGCGCCACCGCUUCCUCGGCUCCGAUCCUCCUCCUCCUCACGCAACUGACCAAUAUGUGGAGAUACAGUAGAAACUUUGUUGUAGAUCUUUUGAGAAAAUGGAUGAACAAGUCUGAGUAUGUACCUUUAGGGGGUAUCGCUUAUUAUAUUUCUGCCCCUUCAAGCUCGGAAGAUAUGGCAGCCAAUCCUUUCCAUUCAUUGUUUUUUGUUGUAUUUAUGUUAUCUGCUUAUGCACUUUCUCAAAGUAUGUGGCUGCACUGCCUCCUUCAACAUCUUCUCUGGGAGAAGAUGUUGCCAAGUAGCCAGCUUAAGGUAUAACAUACCCACUCAAUAUAUACAGAUGACCUUAAGGUUAUAGAGCCAAUAAUGAGAUUGGUUUCUUUGGAUUAUAAUACUAGCGAAUUUAGGAGAUACAUAUACUAAUUCUUGUCAAUCAGAUUCUUUUAUUAUGAUGUCGUAGUUUACAGUUGUGUUAUUAACUUUCUGUCAUUGGAGUAAUUAGUUUGGAAUAUCUCAUCAUGCCUUAGUUUAUUAUGAUGACUUUUUCUAAAUUUGUAUGAGACAUUUAUGGACUCUUUUAUGGAUUAUUUAUUUAUUGUGUGGGACUUUGGAGA